Molecule: messenger RNA, 486 nt
Organism: Entamoeba invadens IP1
Lineage: Eukaryota; Evosea; Mastigamoebida; Endamoebidae
Exons: 1
Coding region: 1-486 (161 amino acids)
Molecular function (GO): calcium ion binding
Source: RefSeq, a predicted model, not a curated record
AUGUCGUCCGAAGUAGCCAAAGCUGAAGUCUUUUUUUACAAAGUUUUUGGGAACGGUCGCAGUGACGUUGAUGGAGCCGAGUUUAUCUCUGGGUUACAGCAGCACUAUAACAUAGAAAAUAAAAAGUACAAACAAGUCUUUGAGUAUAUCUUUUACUUUAUAACCGGACAACGAGCUUCCGAGAAGACGAAAGUCUCGAAGAAGAAAUUUGUUGAAUUUUAUAAUUAUCUUCCCGUUUUAGAAAUCCCCGACGUCGAACGGAUUUUAUCUCUUGUGUUAUUUAAAAUGAUAGAUAAAGAUGGGAAUGGAACAGUGGACGAGGGGGAAUUUGCUAAAUUCACUGCUUUAAUGCAAAAGGCUGGAAUAAAAGAAAAACAUAAAGAAGGAGAUUUUGCUUUUUCGGCUAUUAAAACGCAGACAGAUAAAACUAUUACUCUUGAACAAUUCCACCAAUGGUUUAGAACUAAAAGUUGGGCUUCUGAUUAA